GGCCCACCGUCGGGUCUCAGACUAUCGCCACACGGUGUCCUACCCCUCCAGAACACUCGUGACUACCACUUCCCCGACCGCGGCUACCGCACGAUCCCCUUCCUACCCACGCGGCAGGCUAUCCUCCCCCACCGAGUCAACAUGAACACCGUGAUCAGCGCCCUCGCUCUCCUCGUCGCCGCGUGCACGUCCGUGCAUGCCGGUGUUGUGGCUGCGCCCGCGGUGGCGUACGCAGCGCCCCUGGUUCACGGCUACGCCGUGGCUCCCGUGGCCACGUCGUACGCGACCAAGACGGUGCACUCGGUUGCGCCCGUGCUGGCUGCCGCGCCCCUGAAGGUGGCCGCGCCGGCCGUCUACGCGCCCGCCGUUAAGGUGGCCGCGCCAGUGGCGUACGCUGCCCCCGUAGUGAAGGCUGUGGCCCCGGCUUACCCUGCGCUGGCCCUCGGCUACGGCCACGGCUACGGACAUGGCUACGGCCACUACGGCUACGGUGUUGCCCCCGCCUACGGCGCCAUCGCCUACGCAGCGCCCGCCGCUAAGCUCGUCGGACCAGCCUACGCGGCGGCACCUUACUACGCCGGGUACAAGCACUACUAGACCACCCCUGAAAAGCGGUGAUGACAAGUGGUUCAACUCGCCACGUAAAGCAGAAGGGUGAUAGGAAAAUGACUUCUGUUGUUUGCAGAAAAAAAAAUAAACGAGAAAAGAGCGAAAGAAAGAAAAGAAAAACAAAAUACUCGGAAUUGUGAGAUAUGUGUAAAUGUUGUAUAGAAAAGAAAAAAAAAAAAACGUUGCGUGUGAAUAAAACGUGUUCUGUGUGUGCAAAA
Rhipicephalus microplus (southern cattle tick) is the source of this 827-nucleotide messenger RNA. RefSeq lists its product as uncharacterized. NCBI's taxonomy places the organism in Eukaryota, Metazoa, Arthropoda, Arachnida, Ixodida, Ixodidae. The record is from RefSeq and is a predicted model, not a curated record.